UAUUAAAUUGUUUAUGUCACAAGUUGUUGAGCUGCACUACAUUUCCAUGCAGCACUAAACUCCAUAUUGUCCUUAUAUAAGCACUAGCCUUGAUUUCAAAAAGUAGCAACAACACAUGCAAGCAUGAGUCCCCAGAAGAAACCUCCCCUUUCCCUUCAUUGGAUGACCUUCAUUCUCAUCUUGAUCUUCAUUUUCAACAAUAUUUCUCAAGCUAGACAACCACAAUUUUCUGCAGAAAAUCCCCCCUCUGAUCAAUUUUUCGAUGCGAAUUUCAGAUGGAUUCUCGGUCUGCAGCAAUUUCAAACUACCCAAAUAAAGUUUACAAUUUCUUCAGUAGUAUCAGGACUUUUGUGCUUUGUAGCAGCCUCAAUAUCUAGUGCUGGUGGAAUUGGUGGAGGAGGACUAUUCAUACCAAUACUAAGUAUAGUGGCUGGUUUCGACCUCAAAACUGCCUCGAGUUUAUCAGCUUUUAUGGUCACAGGAGGCUCAAUGGCUAAUGUUCUGUACAACACUUUGCUUAGAAGCUCAAAUGUUGAUGCAAACAAGGGAUUGAUUGACUAUGAUAUCGCUCUUUUGUCAGAGCCCUGCAUGUUAUUAGGGGUGAGCAUUGGAGUUAUUUUGAACCGUGUGAUCCCGGAGUGGCUUAUUACAAUUCUGUUUGAUGUUUUUCUUGCUUGGUGUAGCUUUAAGACAUGUAGUGCAGGGGUGAUCUUCUGGAAUUUGGAAUCAGAAGAUACAAGGAGAAAAGAGUGUGAUGGUGUGAGUACUAAUUGUGAUGAGAAUCAAGGGAAUGUUGAGUGUGUUUUGGAGCCUCUGUUGGAAAAGGAGGAAAAGGGGGGAAUUGCUGCUAUUCCAUUGGUAAAAGUUGGAAUCUUGAUUAUGGUCUGGUUUUCAUUCUUUUUAGUGAAUCUUCUUCGUGGAGAUAGAUAUCGACAGAGUGUGAUAGGUAUCAAGCCUUGUGGCGUAAAUUACUGGAUUAUAUCAUCAACUCAAAUCCCUAUAGCCAUCAUCUUCACGAUAUGGAUAUUGUUCAGAAGAGAAGGCUGCAAUCAGAAUCAGAAUGCCAAUCUGCAGGAAAUGGAUGUUAAAACUACCUGUGAAUCUACACACAAGCUGACAUUCCCAGUUAUAGCCACACUAGCAGGGGUUCUUGGGGGAACUUAUGGAAUUGGAGGUGGAAUGCUCAUAAGUCCAUUUCUUCUGCAAAUCGGAAUAUCACCUCAGGUAACAGCAGCUACUUGUUCGUUCAUGGUGUUUUUCUCGUCAAUAAUGUCAGCUGUUCAAUACUUGAUGCUGGGCAUGGAACACGCAUAUAGCGCCCUCAUCUACGCUAUCAUCUGCUUUGUCGCAUCACUUGUCGGAUUGAUGGUAGUGCAGAAAGUGAUUAGGAAACAUGGGAGAGCCUCUUUGAUUGUGUUCUCAGUGGGGAUUGUGAUGAUUCUAAGCACCGUGCUUAUGACCAGCUUUGGGGCUAUUAAUGUCUGGAAGGAUUACAAAAGUGGGAGAUACAUGGGGUUCAAACCACCAUGUUAAAGAAAAGCCUGCAAUUAUGUUGUAUCCCCAUUGUAUGAUUAUGAAGGAGGAAGCUUAAUAAUGUUUACCAAUGUUUUUAUUAUAGAGAAAGAUGGAGACGGGCAAAUUCCACUUUUAUAA
Messenger RNA from Daucus carota subsp. sativus, 1653 nucleotides. RefSeq names its product sulfite exporter TauE/SafE family protein 5. Lineage: Eukaryota; Viridiplantae; Streptophyta; Magnoliopsida; Apiales; Apiaceae. The record is from RefSeq and is a predicted model, not a curated record. The transcript is spliced from 4 exons. Gene Ontology annotation, cellular component: membrane; Cul4A-RING E3 ubiquitin ligase complex. The coding region runs from base 124 to 1533 and encodes 469 amino acids. Gene Ontology annotation, biological process: protein ubiquitination.